This is a messenger RNA of Aegilops tauschii subsp. strangulata, 1073 nucleotides long. RefSeq lists its product as uncharacterized. NCBI's taxonomy places the organism in Eukaryota, Viridiplantae, Streptophyta, Magnoliopsida, Poales, Poaceae. Gene Ontology annotation, molecular function: mRNA binding. The record is from RefSeq and is a predicted model, not a curated record.
UUGCUAUCUCAACGGACUGGUAAAGUGGGGGCGAAGAAAAAAGAGAGGAUCCAAUCCCAGUUUCGUUUUGAUUGCAUCGGCAGGGAAGGAAGGAACCCCUAACCCUGGCCUCCUAUUUAGCGGGGUGAUUGGAUUGGAGAAGAUGUCGUCGGAUCCUCGGAACCCUAAUCCUCCUCCUCCUCCACCUCCCGGUUCUUCGUCAUCCGCGCUUCCGGCGGGGGGCAGCUAUUUCCCGCUCCCUUUCCACCUGCAGCAGCAGCCGGUGGCGACCUACCAGUACCAGCAGCUGCAGCAAGCGCAGCAGCUCUUCCAGCGGGACGCGCAGACCAUCACCCCCGAGGCGCUCGAGAGCGUCAAGGCCGCCCUCGCCACCAGCGACGUCCUCGACCCCUCUGCUGCCAGGGCCUCCGCCUCCUCCUCCGACGCUGCUGCCAAGAAGAAGACAAUCCCUCGUCGUGCAGCCGGACAGUCCUGGGAGGAUCCUACCCUCACCGAGUGGCCCGAAAAUGACUACAGGUUGUUUUGUGGAGAUCUAGGUAACGAAGUUAAUGACGAUGUUCUCUCAAAAGCCUUUUCGCGGUUCCCCUCCUUUAAUAUGGCAAAGGUUGUUAGAGAUAAGAGGACUGGCAAAACAAAAGGUUAUGGAUUCGUCAGUUUUUCAAACCCUACAGACCUUGCUGCAGCAAUAAAAGAAAUGAAUGGAAAGUAUGUUGGGAAUCGCCCUAUUAAAUUGCGUAAGAGCAAUUGGAAGGAGAGGACAGAUGUCGAGGCUCUACAAAGACAAAAGAAUCAUAUUCAGAAGAAACCUAAAACACAAAAGAAGGGUAUUCUUCACAAGUAAAGCUCUAUUGGGUUGUACCAGGCUGAGCCCUGUAGAACAAGACUUGCUCCUUUGGAUAAAGGACAUCUGAAAAGUAUAGUGGCUGGGCACCGGUCAAUGCGUGCAAGGAUGAUACUAUACCUAUUGAAUUGUAACGCUUACUAAGCAAUGUUCCAUCUGGGUGACAGGCAUAUUUUUACAUUUGCAAGAGUUACAACGAGUAUUUAUAAUCAGCGUUGUUUUGUUGCAACGA